Bactrocera dorsalis (oriental fruit fly) is the source of this 3949-nucleotide messenger RNA. RefSeq names its product adiponectin receptor protein (gene AdipoR). The transcript is spliced from 7 exons. Gene Ontology annotation, cellular component: plasma membrane. Lineage: Eukaryota; Metazoa; Arthropoda; Insecta; Diptera; Tephritidae. The record is from RefSeq and is a predicted model, not a curated record. Gene Ontology annotation, molecular function: signaling receptor activity. Gene Ontology annotation, biological process: adiponectin-activated signaling pathway. The coding region runs from base 290 to 1615 and encodes 441 amino acids.
UACAUCGACUUGGCAACUCUGUAGAAGUUACUAAAAUUCACUUAAAAUUGCUUUAUCGAAGGUCUUUAUUUCUUUUGCUGGAGGAACUUUCCGACUUUUUACGCUUCAAUUUGAAGCUCACAUAAUUAAAUUUCAGUAUUUCACUGAAAUUUAUUGAAAGCGCGGAAAAUUUGAAAACGUUCGAGAAAAUCCAAAGCUUUUUCUCUAAUUCAGUUUUAACUUAAACUGAAUUUAAAGAGCUCAUAACGAAACAUCGCUUAAUCGCAAUUAAUUACUAAUCAUACAUAAAAUGGAGGGCGAUAAAUCUACAACAAUUCUUAUGGCUCGUGAUAUCUCUAAAGAAGAAUCCAUUGUUGAUGCUAGUAUUCCGAUGAGAAAUGCAACAGAAUCCACCUCUGAUUUGGAAUCGCCUGUGCACUCGUGUGUUGAAUCAAUUCUACGUAGCGAUGGAGAUGACGACGAUGAAGAUUUAAUUUUCCAGGAAGUCAAAAUGAUAUUGCGUAAACGCAGAGGUUGGGGACCCGAAGAUUCACUAAGCGCUAACGACUUGGAUUUACUUGAGUAUGACGACGAGUUGGUGGAGGAAGAUGAUGCUGGCUGUCCCUUGCCCUCUACACCGGAGGAUACACAACUGAUUGAAGCAGAGAUGACCGAGGUUUUGAAAGCGGGCGUCUUAUCGGAUGAGAUCGAUUUGGGUGCAUUAGCCCACAACGCCGCUGAACAAGCGGAAGAGUUCGUGCGCAAGGUUUGGGAGGCUAGUUGGAUAGUAUGCCAUUAUAAAAAUUUACCUAAAUGGCUGCAGGACAAUGACUUUCUACACCGCGGUCAUCGCCCACCACUGCCCUCGUUCAGUGCCUGCUUCAAAUCGAUAUUCCGUGUGCACACCGAAACCGGCAACAUCUGGACACAUUUGCUAGGCUGCGUGGCGUUCAUUGGUGUUGCGCUGUACUUUUUGUCUCGUCCAUCAGUUGAAAUACAAAUACAAGAGAAAAUCAUAUUUGGCGCUUUCUUUGCCGGUGCCAUCAUUUGCCUGGGUUUCUCAUUCGCUUUUCACACGCUUAGCUGUCACUCGGUAGAGAUUGGAAGACUGUUUUCAAAAUUAGAUUACUGUGGCAUUGCACUGCUGAUUAUGGGCUCGUUUGUGCCCUGGUUGUAUUACGGAUUCUACUGUCAUUACCAACCCAAAGUUAUCUAUUUAUCUGUGGUAUGCGUAUUGGGCUCACUAUCGAUUAUUGUCUCGCUGUGGGAUAAAUUCUCUGAACCUGGCCUGCGACCAUUACGUGCCGGUGUCUUUAUGAGUUUCGGCCUCUCGGGUAUCAUACCAGCUAUCCAUUACAGUCUGAUGGAGGGUUGGUUUAGUAAAAUCAGUCAAGCUAGUUUGGGUUGGCUAAUACUGAUGGGCCUCCUUUAUAUACUUGGUGCAAUGUUAUAUGCCUUACGUGUGCCGGAGAGAUGGUUUCCGGGCAAAUUUGAUAUAUGGUUCCAAUCGCAUCAAUUGUUCCAUAUACUCGUCAUUGCGGCUGCGUUUGUGCACUAUCACGGCAUAUCCGAGAUGGCAAUGUAUCGCGUAACGGUCGGCGAAUGCACGGUGCCUCACGAACCAAUCACAUUCUAAGCGAAAAGCUAGUUAUUUAUGCUAAAACUGUUGGUUUAUUUAUCCAUUAUUUGUUUUGGCUGCGAAUGUUUGCAAAAAAAAAUUAAAGUUAAUGAACAAAAGGCAGAAGUCGAAAGUUAAAAUUUAAACAUUAGUAUCAUUUAUAAUUUAUGUUAUAAUUAAAAGCUAAAAUAUGGCGAGAUAUAAAAAUAGAAAAAUAAAUAUAAACGUACACAUUUUCAUAUCUAUUGGGACGAAAUUGCAUAGUCCACUUAGUAGAAAGAAGCUGACUGUUAAUGGCAUAAAGUUAUUGAAAAAUUGUAAUUGAGGCAUUGUUAUUUUUAAUAUACAUCUCAUACAUAUAUCAACACAUUCAUACAUCGCAUCAUACACAAGUAGAUUUUGAGAAGCAUAUUAACUGUACUUUGAACGUUGGUUCGUUCAUGUAUAGCUGAAUCGAGCACUUUUGAUAAGAAAUGUUUUUAUGCAUUCUACAAAUUACACAUACCGUUAGAGGUUUACAAGCGCUAUUACAAAUCCAGUGAAACAAUUAAAAUAAUUACUUCCUUUGCUGCUUGAUGAUUUAAAUUAUUGAUGCUACUUUAAAUAUUAUAUAUGUAUUAUCAGUUAUAAAAUUACAGUCAAAGCCGGUUAAAAUUUAUGAUUUUUUAAUUUAAUUUACAAAUGCUGAUCUAAAAAAAAACUUGGUUUAUUUUGACUCUAGCGCAGUAUAUAAAAAAUUGGAGUUAAAUUCUCAUUUUUGUACUUUCGUCUUUUAAUAAUUUCUUUGUUAAAUUGCUUUAAAUAUUGUUAAUAUUUUUAUUGUUAAAGUUUUAUUAAUUGGUUUCUCUUUGUUCUCCCGCAGGGUUGCGAUAUUUUUUACGAAAAAGUUUCGAUUUAAAAUUAGAUUUUCAAAUAAUUGUUUCGAUUCUGGGAUUAAAAAUUAAAUUUUUAAUUAUGUUUGUGGGAUUACAAUUUAAUUAAAUUUUUUUUAAAUAUUUUUGUAUUUUCUUUAAAUAUUUUUUUUUAUUUUCUUUAAAUAUUUUUUUAAUUUCUUUUUUUUAUUUUUUUAUAAUUCAAUUUAAAAAUAAAUCUAAAUUUGUAUGCCAAAAUCGGUUAAAAAUUCAAUUAUAAAUUUGAAUAAAUAAAAAAUGUUUUUGAGUUAAAAAAGUAAAUUUAAAUUAAAAAAUAUGUUGUUUUGAAUAUAAAAAAGUGUUUUAAAUUUAAAAAAGUUGUUUUUAAAUUAACAAAGUUCAAUCUGAGAUCUUUGAGAUUAAAAUUUGAAAACUGAAAAAUUAUUUAAUUUUUAUUUUAUUAUUAAAUUUAAAAAUAAAUUAAAUUUUGAAUGCCAACAACUUGGGUUAAAAUUUCAAUUUCAAAUUAAAAAAUAUGUGUUUUUUUAUUAAAAAAAUGUUCUUAAAUUAAAUUUUUGAAUGAAUUUUAAUUAAAUUAUAAAUUAAGAAUCUUAAAUUUUAUAUUAAAAAAAUUAAAUCUUAGAUACUUAAAGUUCAAAUUUGAAAACUGAAAAAUUAGUUUUUUAUUUAAUAAUAAAAGUUGAAAAUUUAACUUUUAAUCCUAAACGCCUUACACUAAAAAUUGAAAAAAUAUUUUUUGAUUUAAAAAUUUAAGUAAAAAAGUUUAUCUGAAUAGAAGCUGGAAUGAAAAGUGACAAAAAAAGAAAAUAUUUACAUAUACAUAACUAACUGAAGCACCAUGAACUAUGUUGAUAGUUUAUAAAAAAUAAGCCUUUUCAAAAUAUUACCAAAACCAAGUACGCAAACGCAAAAAAAAUUUAACUUUAAAACUAUUUUUUAAUACAGUGUUUGGGAAUAAAAACUAAAAACAAAAUUUAUGUUUUAUUUAAUUAAAAAAUAAUAAUUUUUAUUAUUUAAAUUAUUUUUUAUUAUUCAAAAAUAAUUUUUAUUAUUUAAAUUAUUUUUUAUUUAAAAAAAUUUUAAUGUUUAGUUUUUCAAUUUUUAAAGUAAAUUUUUAAUUGAAUUAAAAUUUUUAAAAUUGUCUUUUUUCAUACCGAUUUUUGGUAUUAAAAAUAAAAAAAAUUAAGUUUCAUAAAGAUUUUUGGUAUAAAAAAAAAAUACCCAAAAUGUUUAUUAAAUUAUUUUUAAAUCCAUUACUUGCAACCCUGCCCGUAGCUUUUUCUUUUUGUUUAUCAUUAAAUUGCAACAUCAACUCAUACAAUUUACGCAUGCAUCAGCAACAAAUAAAAUAUUAGAGCAAAGACAUUACAAUAAACUAAAAAGCAAAAGUUGACAACUUUAUACAACUGCUAAAAAUUCUAGUUCUAGUUGUUUCAAUACAAAACAAAAUAAAUUUAGUUCGAAACAUAGAACAUUUAAA